Messenger RNA from Leptidea sinapis, 9179 nucleotides. Its product is annotated as Ca(2+)/calmodulin-responsive adenylate cyclase-like. Bases 363 to 5270 code for a protein of 1635 amino acids. The record is from RefSeq and is a predicted model, not a curated record. Lineage: Eukaryota; Metazoa; Arthropoda; Insecta; Lepidoptera; Pieridae. Gene Ontology annotation, biological process: adenylate cyclase-activating G protein-coupled receptor signaling pathway; intracellular signal transduction; cAMP biosynthetic process. The transcript is spliced from 21 exons. Gene Ontology annotation, cellular component: plasma membrane. Gene Ontology annotation, molecular function: adenylate cyclase activity.
GUGCGGCGCGCGGAUGCCGGAGUCAGUCAUCGAACGGCGAUCGAACCGAGCAGUUCUGUGUUGUAUGCAGAAUUAUUACACUGUUUAUAUGACAUGCGCGCAUAAUUACAAUAAAUCGUGACUAAAAAUAACAGGUAUACCAGCUACUCUGUGAUACAAAUAAGUGAGAGUGCAGUGUUUAUGUUGUUUUGUAAAUAAAUUUGUCUAACUUGUGCCGUGUUUGUGUCGGAACUUGAAGCGAAGAGGUUUUCGUCCAUGCUAAAGGACGUCACACUCGAAUAGACUUAAUAACUAUGAGGCGGCGGCCGCAGGUGGUGUCGCGCGCCAGGUGAGGCCGGCGGUGGUGGUGGUGGUGGCUGGUGAUGGACCACGCGGUGAAGGCCAUGUCUGCGCGCGGGCCGCUGGCCCGGCUGCUCGCGCGGCGCCGCUUCGAGUCCGGCGAGCUGGAGGAGCUGUACGCGCGCUACGCCUGCAAGCUGCAGCGCUCCUCCGUCACCUCCGCGCUGGCGCUCUGGGCCGCGCUGGCGGCGGCUCUCGCGGCACUCGACGCCACCAGGGGCUGGCGCAGAGCACCUCAGGUUGGAGUGCUAAGCGCCCACGCAGUCCUUUGUGGCGGCUUGGCAUGGUGGUGCGGUCGUGCUGGUGGCGUUACUCCAGAGCGGCGUCUACCACGAGCUUGCUGGCUGGCACUGGCGGGUGGGGGCGUAGCCCUGGCAGCCACCCUGCCGGCGUGGGGCUCCGGCGCAGCCGCUGAAGGCGCCGCCCAUGUAGUGUGGGCUGUGUUCGCUGCUUAUGCAUUACUACCAGUUGGCGCGCCAGUAGCGGCCGCUUUCGGACUCAUACUACCCACUGCUCACACCAUUGCAGCAGCCCUCGUGGCCUACAGAUUUCCGUUCCAUGUAUGGCAUCAGAUGGUGGGAAACGUGGUGGUGUUCUUGUGUGUGAACCUGGUGGGCGCGCUGAUGCAUUCUUUGAUGGAGACGGCACAGCGGCGCGCCUUCCUCGACACCAGGAACUGCAUCGCGGCGCGUCUUGACAUGGAGGACGAGAACGAGAAGCUCGAAAGGUUGCUGCUGUCAGUGCUGCCUCAACACGUCGCUAUGGAGAUGAAGAACGACAUCAUCUCACCAGUCGAGGGCCAGUUCCACAAGAUCUACAUCCAGAAACACGAGGAAGUCAGUAUUCUGUUCGCUGACAUAGUGGGGUUCACGGUGCUGGCAUCACAGUGCAGCGCCCAGGAGUUGGUGCGGCUCCUCAACGAGCUGUUCGGCAGAUUUGAUCAACUCGCCAACGACAACCACUGCCUUCGCAUCAAGAUCCUGGGCGACUGUUACUACUGCGUGUCGGGUUUGCCCGAAGCUCGCUCCGACCACGCUCGCUGCACCGUCGAGAUGGGCCUUGAUAUGAUCGAUGCCAUCGCUUCCGUGGUGGAGGCAACUGACGUCCAGCUCAACAUGAGAGUGGGGAUCCACACGGGACGGGUGUUGUGCGGCGUGCUGGGGCUGAGGAAGUGGCAGUACGAUGUCUGGUCCAAUGAUGUCACGCUCGCGAACAACAUGGAAGCGGGAGGAGAACCUGGGAGGGUGCACAUAACACAAGCUACUCUGGAAUGCCUGGGUGGAGCCUAUGAGGUGGAACCCGGCCACGGGUCCAGCAGGAAUGCUUAUCUACGGGACCACUCUAUACAGACAUACUUUAUUAUACCACCAGCAAGGCGUAGAAAGAUGUGCUUAACUGCCGGAAUGGGUUUGAGCUCCGGUUCAAGAAGAAAGCUUUCGUUCAAAAACGUUUCUAACGUGGUCGUACAAUUGCUGCACUCUAUUAAAUUUAACGUCGACGUUCCUUUUUCCAACAUGGCCGCAUCUCCACAAGAGCUCAAAGCGAACGCUGCUAGAAAGAAUAAAGUGACGGAGAAGUUUAAGCGACCGUUGAAAAAGCGUCACUCGUCUGUAUACCACCAGCCUACCAACCGGGUCAACAAGUACCUGGCGCAGGCGAUCGACGCUCGCUCCGUGCAUCGGGAGAAGUCCACGCACGUGCAUCUUCUGACCCUCUGCUUUAAAGACACCGAUAAAGAAGCACAGUAUCGAGCCUCAACGGAUGGUGGAUGGGCAGGCUCGCUCAGUGCUGCAUUGGCCGCUCUAGCCGCCGCGGGUGCUCUCCAAGCUGCUAUACUGCCCCGCACCAUGAUCCUGCUGAUACUGUUCGUGACGGCCUUCGUGUGGUCGGCAGCUGUCCUGGCCCUGACACUAGCGGCUCGACUGAGACUUAUCCCGUGUGAUGUGUCAAGACCCUUUGGUUUGAGGAAUGCCAUCACGACGUUCACUAUCGUUCUUGGAUAUGCUGUCGGACAAGUUAAUGUGGUCACAUGUAGAGAUGUCUACGUAUGUCGAAACUUGACAGAAAAUAUGACAACAAUAGACGACAUUAAACAUGCGAGCGGUGACGUAGUGUCGACACUAUGGAGCAGCAACGACCACCGCGUGUGCCCCGUCCCGCUGUACAUCACGUUGGGAUGUUGCCUCAGUAUGCUGACUGUAGCAGUAUUCCUACGGCUGCCGAUAUUAGUGAAGGGCAUUCUGUUGGCCGUGAUGACGACAGGCUACGUCACUGUUAUACUGAUCUAUCACAAAUACCUGUUCGAUUGCUACGAUUAUAUGACCGAUCCGGGGGCGGUCGGGUCUGCGUACGUGUCGUCUGCGUGGACUGUCGCGCUUGCUCUCGCCGUGUUGCUACACGCGCGCCAGACCGAGUGGACGGCGCGACUUGACUUCCUGUGGCAGGUGCAGGCCCGCGACGAGAAGCGAGACAUGGACGCGCUCCAGGCGUCAAACAGAAGGAUCUUAUUUAACCUGCUGCCUGCGCACGUGGCUACGCACUUUUUGGACAACCAGUUCAGAACCAACAUGGACCUCUACCACCAGUCGUACCAUCGGGUGGGCGUCGUCUUCGCCUCCAUCACCAACUACCACGAGUUCUACAUGGAGUUGGACGGGAACAACCAGGGGAUGGAGUGUUUGCGGCUCCUGAAUGAGAUCAUCGCCGAUUUUGAUGAGUUAUUGGGCGAAGAGAGAUUCAGUGCAAUAGACAAAAUAAAAACAGUGGGAUCAACGUACAUGGCGGCGGUAGGGCUGAUACCCGACAAGAAAAUGGCAGACGAACCAAGCACACAGAAGCAUAUGGCAACCCUCGUAGAAUUUGUAUUUGCAAUGAGGGACAAGCUGAGAGAUAUUAAUGAUAAUUCGUAUAACAACUUUAUGCUUCGUGUUGGUAUAAAUGUUGGCCCUGUAGUAGCGGGCGUGAUUGGCGCCAGAAAACCACAAUACGAUAUUUGGGGAAACACGGUUAAUGUCGCUUCCCGCAUGGACUCCACUGGCCUUCCAAACCACACACAGGUCACCGAGGAGGUAUACCAAAUAUUGAAAGAUAUGGCGUACCAGUUUGUUUGUCGCGGUAAAGUCAAGGUUAAGGGUAAGGGUGAGAUGACGACAUAUUUCUUAACCGACCGGGGGCCGACCAACAACUCGACUCACCACACAACCAACAGUCAACCUCAAAAUCCACCAACAGCUUACGGUGGCGUGGCGACACCUUUAGCUAUGCUGCAAAAUUCGACCAGACGAGCCAUACAACCGUCACGCCUACCACCGCUUCGGGAAUCAUCCGUCGCUGGGGAGAACGAACCCCUCCUCCCUCAACCUAACCAGAACGGAAAGGGAAGUAAAGGCCGAAGAAACAAAGAUGAAGAUGUUCCCCCUCCUCCCCCGCCCCACGGAAUCAACGCAAAUCCAAGAUGGCCACCGCCGAGAGCUUUUGUCCCACCGUGGCCUAGACCGCAGGAAACGCGACAAGCAAUCGCCCAUAAACGGAGAGCUCCAGCGCGGUUGCCGCGACCACGGUCCAGUGAGAGCUUACCUUUAGCGAGAAGUCCUCGCGUACAUUCUUCAGCCGACGAACUGAGCUCCAUAACUCGGUCCCCCAGUCUCAGUUCUUCAGAUGAAAGCUACUCCAGAACGACAGACGCAUCGCCUUCCCCGCCUCGUGCUAACAAGUGGCAGAACAGACCCCAACAAAUAGAUAUUAAUCCCAACCCUGGAUACGACUAUCCGCAGAAUCGGAAACAUUCACCAAAUAUCAUUCAAGAUUUGUAUGUUAAAUACAGACUGAACAAGAAACCUUCUCUAGAAGACAAACUUGUAGAUGGAAAUAUUGACUUGCAGAAAGACGAGGAAAAACUACAGAGGAGUAUUUUAAACAUGCUUCAGACGUCUGUUAAACGGGAUGGCUCAAGUCAAACUGAUAAAAAAGAUGUGUCCCAUAGGUUCACUCACAGGACAAGUUCAUUCUCUAGUUCAGGUAGUCGUCCGAAUAAUUUGAAGCACUUGAAUCAUGACAUAAGAGAGGUUUUUACGAAGCGCAGUCCGAUGGACGUGGCUUGCGUUCCACCGUUUGAAAGAGAAAUAAAGAGACUGCUGGAUGAUAAGCUUGUGAAGGGUUCCUCACCAAAGGCUGAACGGAAGGAUUUAAAGCUUGAUUUAAGGGCGGCUAACGCGUGCGUGGAAGCAGUUCGAGCCAGUAAUAACAACAGCAGCCCGCUCCACGCGGUGGGGCUGGCCGCCAUCACGCAGCUGGCCAGGGCCGAGCCCUCCCCCACCGCCCCCGCAGCGGUCCCCGCGGUGCCCUCUCCCAGGACUGACUUCCCGGGAGUCCUGCCCACCGACGUCGUGGUUGAUCUACCCUCGCCGACGCACUCUAAGCAGAGCACUAAUCCAAAACCGAUAAGGAACGAGAUUAUUAAUACCAAAGACAAACAGGAGAAGGAUGCUACAGAUAGAUUCCAGAACCGGAUACCCACUUCCAACCAUAGAGAAAUGGGUCUGUACGGCGAGAGUCAAUCGGAGUGGAGCUCAUCGUGCUCCGAGGGUGAAGGUGAAGGGGACUGCUGUCAGCCGGAGAGCACGGGCUACACCACCGACGACCCCGCGCUGGAGAACGUCUCCAUGUUGAACGAGGCGGGGCUCACGGACGCCGAGGCUGCUCUUAGUGACGUCAACUCCUGCUACUUCGACAGAGACGACGACGUCUCCUCCCGCGCCUCCUCCAGACUCCUCGACUCUGAAGCCCUCGUCUCCCUCGAGUCCCUCAGCGCCAUCUACGACUCCGACGAACCUGCGCAUAGGUACUUAGCUAACAUUCGAACGGUCAGCGAAUCUAUCACUAGAAACUUCGGGCAACCCGCCCACGUCACAGAUGGCGAGAGUGACGUUUGAUGAGGAUGAGUUCCGACCGUACUCGUUUCAAUCUUCCCCAGAAUCCCAAAGAUGAUAAGUCUGAAUAGGAAAUCCCAGCUCUCUAAUCGGCAUUAAAAUACUCAAAAUUAUUUACGUGUUAACUUACGAAGGUAGGGUUUCUACGUUCGUUAGCUCUUACUGUGGAAAAUGUGCCUGAUUGUUUAACUCUAUUGUAUGUGUAAAUUGUUAAUAUGUACCUAUUAAUGUUACAUUGUACGGUAAGUGUGGUGCCAUUGAAUGGUGCACGCGUCAUCUAGAAGUUCGCAGUGAUCUCUGAUAUAACAAGGUGCUCUCGUUUAGAAUUAUUUGUUGCUCGUCUUGUGAUAAAGGUGUUCCGAACUUAAUGACCUUCCUCUGUGCUUGAGUGUGAUAGGGUAAGGGCUGGCCCCCUUCUGUAAAUUCUCAUAAAACCUCUUAUAUUUAAAUCGAUUCAAUUAACACACAUUUAUAACGUAGUUUGUGUAAGUAUUAUUGCAUUUCAUUACAUAAUUAGUGUUAUAAUGUUACCGUAGAUAUUACUUAAACGACACGAGAUUUUAAUUACCAAAAAAGGGACUUUGGAAUAUAGAUAUAUAUUGAAUUGGAAUAGAUAUUGUAGAUUUACUGGAAAACAACUCAAUUAUUACACGUUACACUUUUCAAAAACCUAUCUUGGAAUGGAAUUUGGAAGUGAGUUCACUAGCGAUUUAUAAAUAAAAUUGUGAACUAAACGAAAUUUGUCAAUGAUUUCCUUGUUAUUUUUUCAUAAAUGUGUUCGGUACUGGCAAGGGAUAAAGCAUUUUUUUUGGUAAUUUUAAUAUAGUGACGUAUACUUAAAUUUACCUUUUUUCUAUUAUUUAAUAUUCUGUUAUAUAAUUAUUUAUUUUUUUCGUAUUUUCGAUCAUUUUACCAGUACGCCACGGGCGAUUUUUUCAUUAUAUUAUAUUUUCGUUUUAACUCCAAACAUGAUAUAAUAUAAUAUUAUGUUGACAUGAAGUGUCUUUGAUCUAUCAAAGGUAUUACAGAAUCGCUUCUUCUUCUUUUUGUUUCUAGUCACAAUUUUCUUAUCUUGACGUAACUUUCUAACAGUACAUAAUAUAUAAGUAUUAGGUGCCAUUUAUUUAUUUAUAAUUUUAUAUAUACUCAUCAUACAUUUUUCUUAUAUUUGUGAUAUAUUUUUAUACAUUUACGUGACUAACCUAAUUUUUAUACCGUAUAAAAUUUUUUGAGCUUUAGAUAUCUAGUAUAGCUAUUGAAUCUGGUAUUGUUACAAUGUUAUAACUAAACCUUAAACUAAUUAGAAAUUAUUGAAAAUGCAAUAAUUAUUGUAAAUCCUUAGAAUCAAUUCAUAGACAAAAUUCGAAAUAAAUAUUCCCAAAAUACAUAAUUUAUAAUAAUAUUCGUGUCAAUUUCGUGUCACAUUCGUAUAGAAAUAAGAUUUUAUUUGUGAUAAUAAUCGAUCGAUAAUGGGAAUUAUUCUAGAUGGUUUAGAAGUUUUUAUAUACACACUUCGUUAUUCAGAUAGUUGUUCAAUAAAAACAUUAACCCAAUACUUAUAAAAAAUUCACAAAAAAAAAAUAUUUUAUAAUCUGUUGGUAGAAAGUAGAAACUCUUUAAGUUUUUACACUCAAAAUUAGUGACGUUCUAUACAUAUAGACAAAUCACUUCGUAAAAAAUGAAAUCCGACAUAUGGAACAUGCCACACAUAACACUAUUAUAAGCUUCGACUCAAAAAUACCACAGUGUCUGAAGACGAAGGUUUUUAACCAGUGUGUGUUGCCAGUGAUGACAUACAGAACGCUGACGUGGUCCCUAACUAUGGGCUUUAUGUAGAAGCUCAUUGUCGCUCAGAUGGCAAUGGAGAGGGCUAUUCUGUUUUUCGAGUUUCCCUGCAAGAUCGAAUCAGAAAUGAGGAGAUCCGUAGAAGAACACCGGCAUAUCCUAGUUGGUUGCGAAACUGAAGUGGUAGUGGGCAGGGUAUAUAGCUCGACGGACAGAUGGCCGUUGAGGCAGUAAAGUCCUCGAAUGGCGACCACGUACUGGAAGACGUAGUGUAGGUAUGCCCCCCCCAAAAGAUGGACCGACGAUCUGGUCAAGAUCGUCGGAACACGUUGGGUGAGGGCAGCGCAGGACCGAUCGUUACGGAGAUCUUUGGGGAAGGCCUUGUCCAGCAGUGGACGUCUUCCGGCUGAAAUGAUACUUAUGAUGAAGUUUCGACUGCUAUAUCUUAUACAUUUCCGCAUUCACUCCAGUCGUUUAAAAUAUUCUCAGUCAAUAAGCAGCAAUGUAAAACAUUUAUCAGAUUUGAUUCGGACAGUGACAUUUGACACAAGCAAGUUUUCAAGCACACUUUUGCCGUUCCGCCAUCAGACUGCGAAUUAUUUGUCCUUAACCAUAAAUGUGUAUAGAACGUCAUUGCUCAAAACAAUUGCUAUAGGUUAUAACAUUGAUGUCAGCUUUUCUUUUGUUGACACGUCAUAGAGUACAGAACAGCAAAUAUCGACUAAAUAUUCCUCGUUGUCGACUCAUCUGUAUACAAACGCAAUAUUUGUGCAAAAUUGUACUUAAGUUGAUAAAGAACUGACUCAUACGCAGUUCGCACAGUGAUGCUAUUAGUGUAAAUGUGGUUCAAUGUAUCCAUUAUCACAUAUAUUUAAUUUACUUCUUUUCCUUUAACAGCUAGCUCAUUUAGUAGAUUAUUUAAUCUAUCUAAAACAAAAUGUAUAUACUAUUAAGUAUGUGUAUAUCUUCUAAGUAGUUUAGUAUCUCUGUAUAUAAAUUAUUGUUAAUCGUAAUUAAUGUGUUGUAACUACAUAGAGUUAGCGAGCUGUGAAGAUAUUAUAUUUUUAAAUCACUUAUUUGCCAAUGUCUGCCGUACGUUUCGUGUUUUUAGUUCGUUUAUACGAAUACCACUAUUAUUAGUGCCAAAAAGUUUUGCUUGUUAAGAUUGUUACGGUUUAUUGAGUAUUUAUUAAACAAUUUGGAGAUGACCAUUUCAAUGUCGGUAUACUUUUUGAUUUUACUUACCAUUAUUAAUGUACAAUUAUGGGUAUGUUCCGAUAUGUACUGCGAGCACUGCACAGGGCUAUCAUUGUAAAAAAUUCGUUUCGUUAUGGACUGCCAGUAUAGUGCCGCAGUACUCUAGGGAAAUAUAUGACGUCAUAAAUUGCUGCCAAAUUCUACUGUGAGCACUGGCGUUUUCGAGGUAAGGUACUCGCAGUACUUUGAUCACGUGAUCAGUCAAAACCACUCGAGUGCCUAAAAUAUUAAUUAAAAUAUUUUUAAUUUGACAGUACUCCAACAAAAGUUUUUUUAAUGAACUAGAAAACUUUAAUACACUCAUUUGAAUGCUGCGUAAAAAAUGCGGCUGACAGUAUACGGGAUUGCGUUCCAUUUUGAAUAGUAACCAGUAUAACUGGCUAUAAAGGAACGGCUUCACAGUAUACUAAAUUGACCUCACACUGUACAGUGGUCGCAGUGCAUAUCGGAACAUUCUCUAACUAAAUAGUUACCAAAUUGUAUUCACGUGGAUAUUUGAAACUUAGUCGCCUAGGCUGCCGGCACUCGGGCCAGUUACCCAUUAAUGUCAUGAAAAUCUAAAAACUGUAUACCAGAAAGGAGAAAUUGUUUUCAUAUGACAGUUAGUAAUAUGUCUUGAUAAUGGGUCCUCCCACAGGAUAGUUGCGAGUGCCAUUUGCAUUGGUGAUAAUUACUAUAGUGCUAUUAAUAAUUUCGUUCUUGUCAAUUUUGAGCUGUUGCAUGAUACGAUGCGAUUAAAAGUAAAGUAACAUUGAAACAUUUAUAAUAUUAUUGUAGAAUGUUUUCAUUUCAGAUUUGUAAUAUUAUUUAUUUCAAUUAAACUAAGCAUUAUUACAAUUCUUUAUAUUAUGAUUAAAGUGGUUUAAAUUA